CAAAACACUGGUUUACCUCAAAUUAGAUUAUUUCAGCGAACCUCUUGAAUCGGUGGACAAGGUGACUGAUCGGUAUACAGUAUUCCUUCGACUUGAUUGAGUGAAAGUCUGACUGCAUAUUUCUCUUGCUCCAUUGAGAACCAUCCAAUUUCAUUCUAUAUUCUUGUGAAGUUCCGAGGUACAUUCAAUUUUUACAAAUCAGUAUUAUGAAAAUGUUAGCAUUGUUCAUUCAACCAGUUAGAAACAAAUCAUAGACUGAGAGCUACAAUUUCAUUGGUCGAUUCAUGGAGAUUAGAAAAUCUCAUCAAUCAAUUGACCUAUCCCGACUAUAUAAACAGUUGAUUUUGUGAGUAGAUUACUAGUGUCGAAUUACACAUUGCAAGUCACAUCAAAUGAUUAAACAUUCACUCAUUAUCACUACUUACAUUUCACUUUAUCUUUUCAACUGUUAUCACACACAAACAAAUGCGACAAAUGCUUCUACAGUGUUAUCCUCAUGUGAAGCAUGUCCAACUUGUAAUGCAAAUAUGCGAUGUAACUAUUCACAUUGGAUCAGUCAAUUGGGACAACCUGAGCAGCUUAUUGAAAAAUAUCGGUUAAAAUCGAUGACAACUAAAUCAAGUUGUUUCAAUGAAUGCAUAUCUGAUCCUUCGUGUAAUUUAUUCACAUAUGAAGUUGAGACACCGUAUAUGUGCAAUCUGUAUUCUGGGCCUAUUGGAAACUUUACCAUGAGCAUCAAUUCAAGCGACUUCAUGACAGGAAGAAGAGUGUGUUGUAUUAUUCUGUAAUGAAAUGUAAAUAAACUAUUUGUUGAUUGCCUAAUCGAAGUUGUUCUUUUGAGUUAAUAUUUCCACAUCGUAAGCGAAAUUUCAAUAUUCGAGUUUCAUUAUGGAUAAUAUCGAAAUAUGUCAAUAGUACUGACAGAGAAUUAGGAAAUUAUGAUUGACUGUACAGAGUGAAUUGUAAUCUAUCUCAUUAGAGACAUUCAAUAAAAUAUUUCGAUUUUGCCGACGUAAUUUGUGAGCAAGUACUCGUCUAUUAACAGAUUCAUAUGAUCAAAACGAAUUCGUUUGAAUAUUGUAAGGAAGACAGUAUAUAAUGUACUUGCUAGUACCUAACUUUGUGAGGAAAUUCUCGGAGUUCUAGGGGGACGAUAUGACAGGUGGAGUUUUACCCUGUGGGUUGUAGGCGGUAACUCCCGAAAACAAAUUGAUGAGGUAGCGCAUUUGCUCGCAAGACUG
Molecule: messenger RNA, 1241 nt
Organism: Schistosoma turkestanicum
Lineage: Eukaryota; Metazoa; Platyhelminthes; Trematoda; Strigeidida; Schistosomatidae
Source: the annotation of a GenBank genome assembly